Messenger RNA from Colletotrichum truncatum, 1770 nucleotides. Its product is annotated as nol1 nop2 sun domain-containing protein. The record is from RefSeq and is a predicted model, not a curated record. Gene Ontology annotation, cellular component: nucleolus. NCBI's taxonomy places the organism in Eukaryota, Fungi, Ascomycota, Sordariomycetes, Glomerellales, Glomerellaceae. Gene Ontology annotation, molecular function: RNA methyltransferase activity. Gene Ontology annotation, biological process: rRNA base methylation.
AUGUCGCUGUACCAUGAGACGGCCGAGAUUCUCUCGGCCAGCCCGGACCAUGGCGGCAGCCUCAAGAGCCGCGUGUUUCGCAAAAAGGGUCUCAAAUCGCCGCCCGCUCAGGUAUACGCCCUGGCUUUCGAGACGUGCAAGUGGAGCGGCGUGCUGAAGGAAGUCGUCGAGGCGACGGAUUUGCUGCGUCACGAGCGCAAGCUCACGCCAAUCUUGGCUCUACUUUUGGCCCAUGACUUUCUGCUGUCAAAAGGCGGCAUCGCGCUGCCGCAGUCUCAUGGUUUGAGACAGACUAUUGAGCGGCACAAGGCGCGUCUCACGUCGGAGCUCACACGCGCGCGACUGAGGCGGAAGAUGCCCUCGCUAGAGGCCCUCAGGGCCGACGUCAACGCCAACGCGGACCCGGAAGGCAGGCAUCCGCGGUGGGUUCGUGUCAACUUUCUCAAGAGCGACCUUGAGACGCAGCUCGAGACGACGUUCAAGGGGUUCGAGAGGGUGUACUCCAUCGAGGCGGUGACGAACUCGGCGGCGAAGACGUUGUUCAUCGACGCGCACAUCCCGCAUCUCCUGGCUCUUUCUCCCGGAACAGACGUCACCAAGACCCAGGCGUACCUCGACGGCGAGAUCAUCAUCCAAGACAAGGCCUCGUGUUUCCCUGCCUACCUUCUCGAUCCGCGCUCCGAGGAUGGCGACGUCAUCGACUCCUGCGCGGCACCGGGAAACAAGACGACGCACUUGGCGGCAGUCCUGAAGCAGCAUGAGCCGGAACAGGGCGCGCGGAAGCAGACCAUUUUCGCGUUCGAGAGGGACCCCAAGAGAGCGUUGACGCUGGAGAAGAUGGUCAAGAUUGCGGGCAGCAGGGGGACGACCAAGAUCGGGCUCGGUCAGGACUUUCUGGAGGUCGAUCCGAAGGGGGAGGCAUACAAGGAUGUCGGAGCGCUGCUGCUCGAUCCGAGCUGUUCGGGAAGCGGAAUCGUGGGGCGCGACUCCUUGCCGGAAUUGCACUUGCCCGAGGUCUCUGGCUCCAGCGGCGGCAAGGGGGCGGCAAAGGGGAAAGGCGCGAAGCCGGCAGCGAAGACGGAUAACCGAAAGCGGAAAAGGGACGACAAGGACGAUUCGAAGCAGAUGAUGGUCGACGACGACGGGAACGCGGUCGAGAUUCAGUCCGAGCAGGAACUCCAGAAGCGGCUCAACUCGCUGGCGUCGUUCCAGCUCACGCUGUUGCAGCACGCGAUGAAGUUUUCCGCCGCCAGGAAGAUCACGUACUCGACCUGCUCGAUCCACGCGGAAGAAAACGAGGGCGUCGUGAUGAAGGCGCUCGAGUCCAAGGUCGGCAAGGAGCGCGGGUGGAGGGUUCUCGUCAGGGAGAAGCAGGUCUCCGGCAUGAGGGACUGGCCUGUUCGUGGGCUGCCCGAGGCGUGCGGCGGCGACAAAACGGUGGCGGAAGCGUGUAUUCGUACGUACAAGGGCGACGGGCGCGGCGUGAUGGGAUUCUUUGUCGCUGCGUUUGUGAGGGACGGGGACAAGGACGAGGCGGCUGACGAAGAUGGGCCGUAUGUUCGUGAUGAGGAGGGGAAGAUUAUUAGGGAUGUGACGGGGAUGCCGGUGUUGAAGAGCACGGGAGAGCCUGUUUCUUUUGGUAAUGCCGAGGGCGGUUCGGCUGCGGAAGAGGAAGAGGAAGAAGAUGAUUCGGGUGAGGAUGAGAGUGAGAGUUCGGGGAGCGGUGAGAGUGGCAGCGAAGACGAAGAGGAAUGGGGAGGAUUUGAUUGA